CGGCUAUUUCCCGUCUAGGACCGCCUCCGCACGAGCUCAGAUCACACGGCACCGUUACCGAGAUUUUUGUAAAGAAUAAAGAAGAUUUUAAACUAAAUUAACAUUCGUGUUAAUGGAGUUAAAGUGAGAAGAACCCCGUUAGUGGUCGCCCAGAUUGUGUUUCCUGCUGGUGUCCUCAGAUGGAGUGAGUCCAACCUGUAAGAUAAUGGAGAAGGGUUUCUACAGAGGGAGAUGGAGUCAGAGAGCGCCUAGUGGCACACUACUGCUCCUCAUGUGCAUGUUCAUCCCCACUUUGACAUUGUUACAACUCUCAGAGGAGCCAAAGUGUCCAGAUGGCGACUAUCGUGCUGAAAGUGGAAUUUGUUGCAACAAAUGCUCUCCAGGUUUUAAGCUUGUACACAAGUGUUAUGCUUCAAAUCAGAGGAGUAACUGCACACCCUGUCCCGAGUCACAAUACAACGCAGAGAUGAACUACUCCCCAACCUGCAGAAGUUGCAGAUACUGCAAAACAGAAUGGAAUGAAAUAGAGGUCUCGCCAUGUGAAAGACACAGAAACGCUGUUUGUGGUUGUAAGGAUGGUUUUUACAAGUCCCUCAUUAACGCAGAUACGUUUCAGUGUCUCAAAUGCAGACAAUGUAAAACUACUGAGAAAGUACAGCAGACAUGUACACCGAAGAAUAAUACUGUGUGUGAAUGUAAAGAGAAUCAUCACAGAGUCAACUAUAAGUGUGAACUCUGCAAAGAAUGUACCACUGAGUGCAAACAUCUCUGCUCAGCUUCCACUAAAAAAGCUCCUGAUCCUGGUACUCCUGGUGAAAAAUAUCUCGCAAACAUAAUAGGAGGAGCUGCAACUGUGGCGCUGGCAAUGAGUGUCGUGUUUGCUGUCAUCACCUACUUUGUAACAAAAAGAUCCACAAAGAACAAGUUGCUGAAAUCAUCCUCUGAAACAUCUGAAUCAUCUGAUGACUCUCAGGACUCCUGUGAGAGAGGCCUGAUAUACAACGAGCAGCAUUUAAACAACAGUGUUGAGGCUGUUCCUCAAAGUCCUCAGAGUGAUCCAGAGCCGCCAAAUCCGCCUGACUGUCCCCAACUGGAAAUCAAGAUCUCUGACCUGAUCUACACAGUGCUGGAUAUGGUUCCUGUGCUCCAGGUGAAGCAGCUGAUGCGCUCUCUCGGUGCGAGGGAUACGGAUAUCGAACGCGCAGAGCUGGAUUACCGAUCAUCUCGAGAGGCUCACUACCAGGUCUUAAGGAUGUGGGCCGAACGAGAGUCCAGUGCGGUGGGCAGAGGAAGAAGAUGUGGAAUACUGCACGAGCCCUUACUGCAGGAGUUGUUGGACAAACUAAGAGAGAUGCAUCUGGGACGGGCGGCCGAGGAGCUGGAAACAAAAUACGGCAUUCAGUGAUUUAAGCAAUGCCUGCCAAGUGGAACCAAAAGCUUAUGAAACCAAGUAUUGUUCUUCCUUAGAGACUGCUUCACGGUGCUUCAAUCAAAGCAGUUUUAUUUCACAGCAGCCAGCGUCACUGAAAACUCUACCUCUCCUCCUGCUACUCGCUGAGAUGACAGGGUCAAACUACUGAGAGCAACAGAUCAAAUGGUUCAGGAAAGAGGGGUCACUAAAAAUGUGAAUUUGUACUAAUUGUGCCAAAAUGUAUAAAGAGCUUUGAGCAUUUUCUAUAGCUAUAAAUAAUCUUCGAGGGAUAAUGAGACUUUCUGGGAACAAGGGUUUUCCUCCAUUGCACAGAUUUAGACUAGAUCAUUCUCACUCUGCACAAUAACAAAGCUAAGCCCCACAGCAGGUUUGCAUAUCUUGGCAUAAAGUCUGGAAACAGUGGCAUGUGAACAUCUCUACAGGUUUUAUCUGGUUUUCAAAAUAUAGCAAAUACUAAAUGUAAAGCCAAAAUUUGUGAUUUUACAAUGAGUCAUGUGCUAAAACAAAAAUUGUCUGUGAGCUUAAAACUCUAGUGUUAAAGGUGGUCCAAGGAUCAAUGCCAGCUGUUUUAAGUAUCCAAUUCUUCUAAGGUAGCUAAGCCAACAGACUCCAGCUUUGGAUAGACGAUAAUACAUAUGAGAUGUAUGAGAUGAGAUGUAUGUUUAACUUUACAAGUGAGUGUUUAUUUUAAAAAAUUCUCUGAUGUUGGUGAACUCUCCUUUAAGAUGCGCUGUUUUAUGUAUCACUUUGCUUUAGGGAAUGCAUUAGGAAAUAUGAGAAAAUAAUGGAAUUUUAGGAUUUCAUACAGGACUGUUCAUGUUUAUUAUAAAACAUGCAUUUAUGAUAUGAUGACUGUAACUAUGUCCCAUAUAUUUAUGAGGCUUUAUUGUCCAACAACCCUCUAAUCCCAAUUCUCUUUCAAAUAGAGGACUGAACUCUAUUAUUUUAAAUGUUUAAAUUGCACAGACAGGUGAAACAAGCACAAAUAGUCUUUUUGUACUUAGAUGGAACUGCAAAGUCAAAUACUGGCUGCUCAAGCAGAAAGUUAACAGGUAAUGUUUUAACAGUAGUUCCUUGUUUGAACUGUGGGAAAGACUGUAGACUAAAGGGAACAAUAACAAAGUGCGGGAAGUUUGCAGUUCCUACUCAGCAUAGCAUGGUGCAGAUCCAUGCCAUUUUUCACAGCCACAUUUGCAUUCUUCUCAGCCCCAUCAUUCAAGCAUUAUUCAUGACUGAUAAUUGUAAGAGGACACACCUUGUCUCAGAAUGCCUCUGCCAAAACAAUUUUAGUAAUACCAGUCUUGGCCUGCAGAUUCUGAUAUGAAUCAGCUGCACUCAAACAGACUGAGGACGUGUCGUUUGGAAGCACUUUUUAUCAAACUGUAUAUACAAACAAACAUUUCUUGAGGGAACAAUCAAUUUCUAAAAAAUGUUAAGCCUCAUACAAAAGAUGUGUUUAUACCAGAAUAAAAUCUUCAGUAAAUCAGU
This is a messenger RNA of Notolabrus celidotus (New Zealand spotty), 2920 nucleotides long. RefSeq names its product tumor necrosis factor receptor superfamily, member 1a (gene tnfrsf1a). The record is from RefSeq and is a predicted model, not a curated record. The transcript has 10 exons. Gene Ontology annotation, molecular function: tumor necrosis factor receptor activity; tumor necrosis factor binding. The coding region runs from base 206 to 1405 and encodes 399 amino acids. Lineage: Eukaryota; Metazoa; Chordata; Actinopteri; Labriformes; Labridae. Gene Ontology annotation, cellular component: mitochondrion; membrane raft; signaling receptor complex. Gene Ontology annotation, biological process: signal transduction; inflammatory response.